CUGAUUGUUGUUACGUUGUUUUGGUGCAGAGGAGUUUAGGCUAAUUAAAAUUUAUUUAAUUUCACACAAAUGCCGCGAUGAAUAACCUCCUGCGACAUGGACAUCGCCUGUGCAGCUGCCUGCCGGUUGUCCAGCAGCAAAUCCACACCACCGCCGUGCACAGGACCUUCUGGGAGCGGGAAAAGAAGUCCGGCUACAAGACCAAACUGCCGGAGCCCUCGAAAAAGCAGCUCAUCAUGGACGGAUUGAGGGAGCUCAAGGAGGAGAUGAAGCUGUGGCGCCAGGAGGUCAAGGAGCAGCUGGAGAGUGACCCCAUUCUGGUCUUCAGGCCGGGCGAAACGGAUGUGGUGUUCGAUUUCAAGGCGCCGGACGUGCUGGACAAGUGGACGGUGACCACGGAUGCGGAUCACGGCGAGGGCAAGAGUAGUGCCACCUUGGAGCUCAGUGCAGCCGGAGCAGGACUCUUCCAUGGCGAAGUUAACUCGGAUCACACCAAGGAUGGGAUCAUCAAGAGGACGGGCUAUGCUAAUAUACGCACCAAGAGAGUUAGGAAAUCCUUCAAGAGGGAGUCCACCUACGACUGGACGCAGUACAACAUGCUCAUCAUGAAGGUCCGGGGCGAUGGACGCAGCUACCUGAUCAAUCUGCACACCGAGGGCUACUUCGAUCUGAUGUGGAACGACAUCUAUCACUAUGUUCUGUACACCCGCGGAGGGCCCCACUGGCAGAUAGCCAAGAUUCCCUUCUCCAAGUUUUUCCUAUCCUCGAAAGGACGUGUUCAGGAUCGUCAAGGAGCCAUACCCUUGAAUAGGGUCACCCACUUUGGCUUCUCUGUGGCCGCAAAAAAGGGAAUGGAUGGUCCAUUUGGCCUGGAAAUCGACUAUGUGGGUCUGGAGUACGAUCCGAGUCACCGGGAGGAAUUCGCUUACGAGAUGUACCAGACGCCCAAAUACAUUGUGGCCACGUAACGUAAUGCUUACGUUACGGCAGUGUUAUUUAAUUGUAGACUACGUGUGAGAACAGUAAAGAUUGGUUAACAGAAAA
This is a messenger RNA of Drosophila takahashii, 1044 nucleotides long. RefSeq names its product complex I intermediate-associated protein 30 (gene CIA30). The record is from RefSeq and is a predicted model, not a curated record. Gene Ontology annotation, biological process: mitochondrial respiratory chain complex I assembly; mitochondrial electron transport, NADH to ubiquinone. Gene Ontology annotation, cellular component: mitochondrion. NCBI's taxonomy places the organism in Eukaryota, Metazoa, Arthropoda, Insecta, Diptera, Drosophilidae.